Vigna radiata var. radiata (mung bean) is the source of this 1524-nucleotide messenger RNA. RefSeq names its product actin-related protein 2/3 complex subunit 1B. NCBI's taxonomy places the organism in Eukaryota, Viridiplantae, Streptophyta, Magnoliopsida, Fabales, Fabaceae. The record is from RefSeq and is a predicted model, not a curated record. Gene Ontology annotation, molecular function: actin filament binding. The transcript is spliced from 15 exons. Bases 199 to 1350 code for a protein of 383 amino acids. Gene Ontology annotation, cellular component: Arp2/3 protein complex; actin cytoskeleton. Gene Ontology annotation, biological process: Arp2/3 complex-mediated actin nucleation.
AAAGUAAGUUUUAGUUAAGCACGUAAACAGAGGCAUAUACUAAUUUUCGUCGCCUUAACAAGGCAAGCCCAGCAUUGAUUGAUGGUUAGCUCGGUCUCUCUUGCGCACCCAAACAACCCCUAAGAUAACCUUCUUCGCUUCUCUUCACUGCCGGAUCUUGUUUUGUUUCAUUCACUUCACAAGAUUGGAAGAGAAAUAAUGGCUGUUACGGCGGUUCACCAAUUCGCGCAAUGCAUCACUUGCCACGCCUGGAGCGCUGAUCAAUCUAUGGUUGCUUUAUGUCCAAACAAUAAUGAAGUGCACAUCUAUAGGUUGGUUGAAGACAAAUGGGAAAAGGUGUAUGUUCUUCAAAAGCAUGACCAGGUAAUUUCUUCGAUGGACUGGAGUGCAAGAUCAAAUAGAAUAGUUACUGCAUCUCAUGAUCGAAAUUCGUGCAAACCAUGUGUUCUUUGUAGAUAUGUUUGGAACCUUGAAGCAUCAGAAUGGGUGCCAACUCUUGUUAUCCUUAGACUAAACCGUGCUGCUCUUUGUGUUCAGUGGAGUCCGAAAGAAAACAAAUUUGCAGUGGGAAGUGGAGCCAAAACUACUUGUAUAUGCUACUAUGAACAGGAUAACAACUGGUGGGUCAGCAAACUCAUCAGGAAAAAACACAAUUCUUCAGUGACAAGUGUUUCUUGGCAUCCAGAUAAUGUUCUUCUUGCGACAACAUCCACAGAUGGAAAAUGUCGAGUAUUCUCCACAUUUAUUAAAGGCGUUGAUGCAAAGGAUUCAAAAAAAGGUACUUCACCGGAUACAAAAUUUGGAGAGCUGAUUGUUCAGCUUGAUCUCUCUUCAUCUUGGACAUUUGGAGUCAAGUGGUCGCCAAGUGGCAAUACUCUAGCAUAUGUAGGUCACAAUUCUAUGAUAUAUUUUGUUGAUGAUGUUGGUCCUUCUCCUUUGGCCCAAAAUGUUGUGUUCCGUGAUUUGCCCCUCCGUGAUGUACUCUUUGUUUCUGAGAGAAAAGUGAUCGGUGUAGGAUUCGAUUGCAAUCCAAUGGUUUUUGCGGCAGAUGAAAGGGGAAUUUGGAGUUUUGUCAGAUAUCUGGGAGAACGGAAAGCAGUAUCUUCUGGAUCAAGAUAUGGUUCACAGUUCUCUGAGGCAUUUGUGAAGUUUUAUGGCCAAUCAAAGCAAGGAUUGAACAAUGAUGCUGUUGAAACUUCAAGAACUCGUGGAACUGUUCAUGAGAACUGUAUAAAUUGUAUUCUGCCACUUGGGGAACAUGGCAAAAUGAUAAGGCGUUUCAGCACAUCAGGAUUGGAUGGAAGAAUUGCCGUAUGGGAUUUGGAAAAUGAACAAGACCUGUUUGAAUGAUAAGCUCAUGAGUAAGUUGUCACAUCUUCAUGGCAAGCGUUAUACCUUGUAUAUUAAUUUGCGUUUGAGGGAUUCAACUUAUCUCUAAUCAUUAUACCCAUAAUAUGUUUUACAAUAUAUUGACUGUUGCUUUUAAAUAUAUUCAUGCAAAGGAAUAUCAGUUUCAUCGUUCAA